Colias croceus (clouded yellow) is the source of this 1471-nucleotide messenger RNA. RefSeq names its product immunoglobulin-binding protein 1 (gene Tap42). Lineage: Eukaryota; Metazoa; Arthropoda; Insecta; Lepidoptera; Pieridae. Gene Ontology annotation, cellular component: cytosol. Gene Ontology annotation, molecular function: protein phosphatase 2A binding. The record is from RefSeq and is a predicted model, not a curated record. The transcript is spliced from 7 exons. Bases 197 to 1222 code for a protein of 341 amino acids. Gene Ontology annotation, biological process: regulation of dephosphorylation; regulation of signal transduction.
GUGGCUGUGAUUUAUAAUGUUUGACAGCCGCACGUAAAAAUUGCGAUUCGCAAUUUGCGAAAUGCGAAUUGAGAUUUUAUAUAUAACAAACAAACUAAGAUAACAAAAUACAGAAUCGCAGAAAAACACUGGAAGAAUCGAGGAGCAACAAAUACUUUUCGUAUAACGAGUUAUAUUUCAUUUAAACCUUGAAAAAAUGUCGCAAAUCGAUGCAUCAUCAUCAGAUGAAGAAUCUUUGAAGAGUAUUUAUGAUACCGCUAUGAAAUUGUUUAAUAAAAUUGAAACUGGAAACGAAGCAACUAAUAGUGAUGCAGCACAGAUGACACUUAAAACAACAAUAUCUAAGUUUGAGAAGGCAACAAACUUAGUUUCUCUCUCAGGAAUGUUCAGUAAGAAUGAAUCAUUAGAUGAGCUUCCAACAGAAACACUGCAGUACCUACUCUUACCUGCGCUUCUUGGAACAUUGACUUUAAAGUUGUGCAAUCAACCUAGAAAGGAGAUUAUAACUGUAGCUGAGAUAUAUUUUAGAGAUUUUUUACAAAGGUGCAAAGACUAUGGCGUGACAGAUGUGGAAGUGGCUCAGCCAAGUGCUAAUGAAGAUAACACUGUGUCGAGGCCACAGAGUGAACAAGCCAAAAUUGCUUCAAUGGUACUCACAAGGGAAGCAAAAAUAAAGAGGUACAAGGAAAUGAAAGAACUAAAAGAGAAAUUAGGCACUCUGUCCAAAGCUAUGGAGUCACCAAAUGUAGAUGAUCAGACUAAAAGGGAAUACUUUACGACGUUAUUGUUGAAUUACGUGAAUCAAGCUGUUGAGGAACUUAGCAGUAUUGAGCAGGAGAAGCCGAUUUUAGAGUAUAUGGCUAAACAUGCGGGAGAACUAAAGCCAAGCCAACGCGAGCGAGCACCAGUGCUCAAGCCGGUUAUUAUAACUCGAGACGCAUUACAAAAGGCAGUGUAUGGGGCCGGUUACCCAUCACUUCCUACGUUCACUGUAGAGGAGUUUUAUGAUAAACGAGUGCGGGAGGGCACUUUCCCCGCGGCUUCAAACAUCCCACAUACAAAGAUACAGAGCUCAGAAGCCGAUGCAGAUGAGGCCGAGGAAGUUAAAAAGGAGCGACUCGAAGAAGACGAUGAUCCCGAAGAGUUAGCAAGAAAACGCAACAUGGAUGAAUAUAAAGAUGACCAUCGCAGAGGUUGGGGAAACAGAUACAACAGAAGUUAAUUGGACCACAGACUGCAUAGAAUUUUCGAACCACAGAUGAUAUACGACAUUUAGACCUGUCAAACCAUAGACAGUAUAAGAGCUGUCAAAUCACAGACUAAAUAUUGCGCUGAAGAUUACCUACUUCUUUUAUUGUGAAAAAUGUAUUUACUAGUCACGCCUUAUACUUACUCAAUAUACUUUGAGUCGGUUAUUUGUAUUGUACGGUGGAUAAUUGUAAUUCAAUGUAAUAAAUUAUAUACUGAUUUA